Molecule: messenger RNA, 1311 nt
Organism: Cydia splendana
Lineage: Eukaryota; Metazoa; Arthropoda; Insecta; Lepidoptera; Tortricidae
Exons: 4
Coding region: 1-1311 (436 amino acids)
Biological process (GO): DNA integration
Molecular function (GO): nucleic acid binding
Source: RefSeq, a predicted model, not a curated record
AUGCUUACUCAAGCGCGCAGCAGCCCUUACGGCCUGGGCGCGGCCCUGACUCAACGGGGCGCGGAUGGCGUGGAGCGACCUCUGUGCUGCGCUUCGCGCACACUGAACGCCGCCGAGUGCAACUACUCGCAACUCGACAAGGAGGCGCUGGCGAUCGUGUUUGGAGUCACUAAGCACCACCAAAAAGAAUCUCUUAACAUAGACCAGGGUUGUUUAAUAUGGGGAUAUCGAGUGGUUAUUCCAAAAUCUUUACGAGUUGCGGUAUUGAAUGAAUUACACGGUGGCCACCCCGGCAUAGUAAAGAUGAAACAAAUCGCGCGGAAUUACGUUUGGUGGGACACACUGGACGCGGACAUCGAGCGGGUGGCGGAGCAGUGCGCCGCGUGCCGCGCGCAGCGCUCUGCGCCGGCGCCCGCGCCUCUGCACUCGUGGCCGUGGCCAGGGGAACCCUGGGCGAGAUUAAACUUAGACUUUCUAGGGCCUUUUAAUAACGCAUACUAUUUAGUUAUAAUCGACGCUCAUUCUAAGUGGAUAGAGGUCGAAAAAAUUAAAACUGGAUCUGCCUCUGUUGUAAUCAAUUGCUUACGAACAUUGUUCGCACGUUUCGGCCUGCCGAAACAAGUAGUCACCGACAAUGGGCCACCGUUUUCGUCGGCCGAAUUCGGCUCUUAUCUCAGACGUAACGGAAUUCGACACACCUUAGUAGCUCCUUAUCAUCCGGCCAGCAAUGGCGCGGCCGAGAAUGCGGUGCGUACCAUUAAGCGAGUGUUGAAGAAAGCCGUUAUCGAGAACGAGAAAGACGUCACGGCUCUCAGUAGGUUUUUGUUCAUGUACAGAAAUACUGAACACAGCACUACUAAGAAAGAACCGGCAGUGGCGCUUCUAGGGCGGCGGCUUCGCGGUCGCCUCGACCUGCUGCGGCCCGACACCGCGGACGUGGUGCGCACCGCGCAGCGGGCCAGCGAGCGGCGCAGCGAGGGCCACGCGUUGCGGCAGGGCGAGCCGGGGGCCGAGGUGCUGGUGCGAGACUACGCGCGCGGAGCGCACAAGUGGGCCGAGGGACAGUCGAGAUUUACGCUCAGUGACAUUGACGAUAAGGCACCCACACCCGUCUCACAUCAGCCAGCGGACAAAGUCCAGGUAGACAUCCCGGAAGUCACAGGGUUGCCCGCUGAUGAUACGGAUCAGAAUGACGGGGAAGGUGGAGGCGAGGACGAGUAUGGCACGCCGCCGGGGACUCCGACAAAACAUGACGAACGUUGUCGCCGGAAAGCUGCUGUCCGUUGUUUAGAAAGAUUAAAACAAAUUUAA